GUAGUUUGUAAUUCAGGCGAUGAGGUGUCAGAUUCUUGUCCCGCCAAUCUUUCAGGUCAUCUCUCCCUUCACGGUGAUAUUUUAUCUCUGUCUCCUCUCCGCGAUGGUCUUUCAGAUCCUCCCCUUAAUGGCUCUGUUACCUCUGCUGCAAAUGAUACGGAUGGAACUACAGCUAAUGCUGAUCUGAAUGUACUUGCUACCGAUGGAGACUGCACACCAGAUGGUCUUUCCAACUCGAAUACUGCGACUACUUCAACUAGGCCACCUUCGGAAGCUUCCUCCGAUGUUCCAUCCACUGCGUCUAAGGUGCAUAUUUGGCUAUAA
This is a messenger RNA of Protopolystoma xenopodis, 324 nucleotides long. NCBI's taxonomy places the organism in Eukaryota, Metazoa, Platyhelminthes, Monogenea, Polystomatidea, Polystomatidae. The record is from the annotation of a GenBank genome assembly.